This is a messenger RNA of Racocetra fulgida, 132 nucleotides long. The record is from the annotation of a GenBank genome assembly. NCBI's taxonomy places the organism in Eukaryota, Fungi, Glomeromycota, Glomeromycetes, Diversisporales, Gigasporaceae.
GAUAUUCAGAAGCAUUACGAUUACUAGAUAUUAAAGUUCGGUCAAAUAUGACUAAUAAUGUUUAUCAACAAGUGAUGACAGAAUUUAGUAAUGAACAAAUCAGCUAUCACAAAGCUACAAAAAAGCUUACUA